ACUCAAUUUGUAUAAUAGCAAACAAAAGGUUACCGGUUCGAGCCCCGGAAGACACACAAAUCUCUUGCUAUUGUGUCAGGAUGGAGGUAAAAAAAAAAAAAAAAAAAAGAAGAAAGUAAUCUUCCAAAUCAAGCGUGAACAUGAGAGCGGCUGAACGCAACCCCCUCUGUGCUCCACAGACCUGCUACAUUUGUUUUUGUCGAGCAGAUGAACCGACAGAGGGCAGGAAACCAUCAAAGACACAAAGUCCAGUGUUUGCAUUUCAUAUGCGGGCAGAACAGUUUGACUUCAGCCCGUCUGUGGCCGCAUGUAGAGGAUGAAGGGGAAGCUGGCAUGCAGAGAAGAAACGGCCUUUUAGUCUCUCUGCGAAAUGUUUCAUCAUUUGUACUGUGACGAGGAGGGGAACAAGGAACCAGUACACAUGGAGGGUGAGAAGGAAGGAGUCGACUCUGAGACCAUGUGUAGCGAAGACCUCAGACUGGUCCUUGUUGGAAAGACCGGAUCUGGCAAGAGUGCAUCUGGGAACACCAUCCUGGGCCGCAGGCAGUUCCUGUCACAGGUCAGCGCCAGCUCUGUCACUCAGAUUUGCGAGAUGGGAAACACUGAGCUCGCUGAAGAAGAUGGCCGGGCCGUCCCACAGAGGAGAGUGAGGCGAAUCAUGGUUGUUGACAUGCCAGGCUUUGGAGACACUCACCUCAGUGUGGAGCAGAUUCAUGCAGAGAUUGCCAAAUGCGUGUCUCUCUCUGCCCCUGGCCCCCACGCUUUCCUCCUUGUAGUGCCAAUAGGACGAUACACAGACAACGAGAACCAGGCUGUUUGUGAGCUGGCCAAGAUAUUUGGGGAGGAUGCUGUAUUUCACCAUACAGUGGUUCUUUUUACAAGGGGGGAUGACCUAGAGGGAAUGGGGAUAGAAGAAUAUCUGAACAUGACUGCACCUCCUGGGCUGAGGGCUCUGAUAGACAAGUGUGGGGGUAGGUACCAUGUGCUCAACAACAAAGACCCCAGUAACACAGCACAGGUUAAAGAGCUCUUGGUGAAGGUAGACAGUAUGGUGAGGCAGAGUAACGGAGGGUUUUAUACUAACAUUAUGUUUUUAGAGGCAGAGGCUGCAAUCAGGGAGGAGCAGAAUAGGAUUUUGCGAGAGCGAGGGCAAGCAGAUGGUGAAGACCAAGAAGGAAGUAACUGCAGAACUGAUGAGGGAGCUAAACUUGCAAAAAGAAGGAAAUGUGUUUUAGAGUCUGACAUAGCAGGAAGCAGCGAGAGAGGAUUACAAGAGCUCCAGAGGAAAGGGGUAGAAAGAGGAAGUGAAGAUGAUCUUAGGGUGGAGAAAUGGGCAAAGGAGAGCAGAAGCAGUCCUUUCAGCCUGCUGAGAGACCAGAUCAGAGGCCGACAUCAGGGCCAUGGCAGAGCUGUCAGCCGGCGGCCAUCUGUUCGGUCGUCACUAAUUCGUUUCAGGAGGGAAGCCGCGCUCUCUCCCAUGGUGCUGGAGAGAGUUAAGGUCCUGGUGGCUGCUGGAGCCACUGGCAUGGCAGUUGGGGCAGUUUUUGGAGCGGCUGCCCCUUUGGCAGCCGCAGCUGGGGCAUCUCUUGUUGGGAACUCGGUUGGUUUUGCUGCAGCUCAGUUAGCUGGGAUGUCUGUGGCGGGAGGCUCAGGUGUGGGGAACGCCGUGGGCGCCAUAGUGGCAGCAGCCUCGGGGAAAACUGCAGUGGCUCUAGGCGCAGCAACAGGUGGCGUUCUGGGUAGUUCUGUUGGAGUCAUUGCUAGCGCUGAGGCUUCCAGUCCUGCAGAAGGUGCUUUAGAUACCCUCAGCCAGGUUAGUAUCAUAGGGGCCACUGCAGUCGGGGUGGCGGCCGGUGUGGGAUGCACCAUGGCAGGUGGGGCUGCUUUAGGAGCAGCUCUGGAGGGAGCAGCUGCCCUCGGUGGAGCUGAAACUGCAGCAGCAGCAGGAGUAGCUCAGGGUAGUUUAGUGUCAGGAGCCACUGGGACUCCUCAGUGUGCUGCCGCCUUAGCUCAGGAAGUGGCCGCUGGUGCUGUGUGUGGGGUAACAGGGCCCAGUGUGGCAACAGCAGCCAGCAGGGUUGCAUCAGACCCGUGGGGCACCAUGUCGACAACAGCGCGCAUCCUGAGCGCGGUGGCCGAAAUCGGCAAAGCUGCAGCCGGCAUCGCCCUCGCUGGUGGUCUGGUGGUGAAAGUGGUGAAGGAAAAAGUGAGAAGCGGCACAGGAACGACGGAGGCUUCCUACUCAGAGAAGAAGUCUUAUGAAUUCUACUGGAACAAAUAAAUACAGGCUGAGCGUAGAGUCCAAAUCCAGGAUGUAAGAGAUUUAUUUUUCCACCUUCACAAGUAAACACCACACAACACAGUAGCUUACUGCAGUGAGGGAUAUUUUUACAUGGAUGUAAAUGAUUAAAGAUGCACUGCUAGCAACAACAUCUGUGUAAUAAAGUUGUAUGCGGUAUUAAUAUGAAACCACUUUUUGAAAGAAAAGGUAGAAAUUUCUUAUUCUAAAUGUUGGUUCAAGCCGAGGCUGAAUAAUCCAUGACAUUUGCACUUGUGUGGGACGACUGAAAGACAUAUUAGAUGGGUGUUGAUUCUGUUGUUUCUUAUUUUUAAACAUGUUCAUUUCAUUGCUGGUUGGUAUUAAAACACACUUUAGUCCUUGAGCACACAUCAUACUUAAAAAAAUAAAUAAAUACAGUGAGUAUUAUAAACAGAAAAAAGUCAUCUUAAGCGCCUCAUCAGUUUCCAUAAUGAAUGAUAUGCAACGAUUGGCUGGGUUUAUUGUCACGUAAUAUGUAAACCGGGAGAGUUAUCCAGUUAUGUAUUAACACAGGUUAAUACAGGCAACACAUCUGCUGGAAAUGAGUCAGCAGUUCACUGAUGUGUUCAUGUUUUUGCUGUGAAAUAAAAAAAAUACAAAUAUUGUUGCAAGAA
Maylandia zebra (zebra mbuna) is the source of this 2934-nucleotide messenger RNA. RefSeq lists its product as uncharacterized. The record is from RefSeq and is a predicted model, not a curated record. NCBI's taxonomy places the organism in Eukaryota, Metazoa, Chordata, Actinopteri, Cichliformes, Cichlidae. Gene Ontology annotation, molecular function: GTP binding.